GAGAAAGAUGAUAUAAUAUAGUUGAUUUUUUAUGGAUAUAGAUGCAAAAAUCUGAAUAAAAUCUUAGAAAACUGAAAAGAGAAAUACUUUAAAUAAUUGCCCAUGUAAUUCCAGAAUUACAAAGUUGAUGUAAUAGUUACAAAACACAUUACACAAAUAAGAAAUAAUAAAAUCUUUUAUCACUAUAAUAUAUACCAAAAAGGCAUUUCAAAUACACUUUCUAUUUCAAAGAAACUAAAAAAUAAUAAUAAAGAAUUUUUUAAAGGGUAUGUUUUAGAACCCAACAUAAUAUUUGAUGAAGCAGAGUCAUAUAACCCCAGAAUAUUAGAGCUGUAUGGGGCCUUAAAAGUUAUUUAAUUCUGGCCCCAUCUUUUACAGAUGAAAAAACACAGCCAGGAAGAUGAAAUAACACAGCCAGGAAGAUGAAAUGACUUACCCAAGGUCACUGAGCUUGAUGGUACGUCUAUUUGACUAUUAGUCUAGUUACCUAUUACCUGUUAGUUUCCUUAUGCAUAGAAACAAAGGUGCCACCUGUCAUUUCAAGUCUUUAACAUAAUACUGAAGAGCUCUUAGAAAAGGAUCUUGGCAGUAACUGAAUCCCAUCCAUUUACCCUUGCUUCUGCAUUUCACGUGAGCCGUCAUCCAGCCAUUCAUCUGGCUUCUGCUUCCAAUAUUUGGGGAACCCUUUACUUAGGGGUGCUGAUCCUUUUGGAAAUCUCUACUUCUUGAAAGAUGGUUCUGUGUAGUGAACCAAAAUCUGCCUUUCUGGACCAUCCUGGAAUUGUCAUGCCAGUAGCUUCCAAGAUAGAAUGUGUGACGAUGUGCACAGGUCUCCAUUGAAGGAUAGGGAAGAAAAUUUCUAUGUAUGUUAAUUUUUUAUCUUACAAAAAAAGUAGCUUUUGCUAAUAUUUAAAAUACAGCUUGAUAUGAGAAUCCUAAUUUGUUCUACCUAGUAUACAGAUAUAUAGCAUUCCUGUCAUUCAGCAGGGGUGAUAGUAAAACAAAAAACCCCACAAAACUUGUGGUGAGCCACUGACCAAUCAGAAUGAAUGAUGGUCACAGUCUGUUCCAAAAUUAGCUGGCACACCAGACACCAUGAAGGAAAAUUGAGAAUAACUCAAUUUAAGUUGACAGUGGUUUGUUUUAUUGCAGUUUAUCUGUGUAUGGUUAGGUAGAUUUAAGGAUUGUCAGCCAGGUGUGGUGCCUCAUGCCUGUAAUCCCAGCAUUUUGGGAGGCUGAGGCGGGCGGAUCACCUGAGAUCAGGAGUUUGAGACCAGCCUGGCCAACAUGGUGAAACCCCAUCUCUACAAAAAAUACAAAAACAAUUAGGCAGGCAUGGUGGUGCAUGUCUGUCAUCCCAGCUACUCAGGAGGCUGAGGCAGGAGAAUUUCUUGAACCCAGGAGGCAGAGGUUGCAGUGAGCCGAGAUCAUGCCAUUACACUCCAGCCUGGGCAACAAGAGUGAAACUCCGUCUCAAAAAAAAAAAAAAGGAUUGUCAAAUGAGUCUUGUCAGAAACCCAUAAAUUGAAGAUAACAGAACAAGCACAAGAAAAAAAUGAUAGAGCCCUUUCCUUGACCUCUCACUAAUCUGCCCUUUUAAGAUGAUACCAUUUUAACUAUUAGAAGGUAACUGCCUUUCUAAAGGAACUCAUUUUAUGAAGAGAAUAUUUUGAAAACUAAUAUUUAGGAGCAUUUUCACCAUUCUAUGAUUGCCCAAAAACUAAGUGAUACUUAUAUAAACACUAAAUUUUAUAUACACAUAAUAGUUGGAAAUACUCCAACCUGUAAAAAUAUUUCAGCAAGGCUGGGCGUGGUGGCUCACGCCUGUAAUCCCAGCACUUUGGGAGGCCAUGGUGGGCAGAUCACGAGGUCAGGAGUUCCAGACCAGACAAGCCUGACCAACGUGGUGAAACCCUGUCUCUUAAAAAAAAAAGAAAUUUCAAGGGCUGGGCGAAGUGGCUCACGCCUGUAAUCCCAGCACUUUGGGAGGCCGAGACGGGUGGAUCACGAGGUCAAGAGAUCAAGACCAUCCUGGUCAACAUGGUGAAACCCCGUCUCUACUAAAAAUACAAAAAAUUAGCUGGGCACGGUGGCGCGUGCCUGUAAUCCCAGCUACUCGGGAGGCUGACGCAAGAGAAUUGCCUGAACCCAGGAGGCGGAGGUUGCGGUGAGCCGAGAUAGCGCCAUUGCACUCCAGCCUGGGUAACAAGAGCGAAACUCCGUCUCAAAAAAAAAAAAAAAAAUUUCAACAGGAAUUGUUUUCAUGGGUUUAAUUUGUUAAAAAUAUAAAAGGCACCACCUUUCUGUUAAUUUGUAACCACUAAUUGACAUCAGGGAAAAUGAAAAUUUACUAGCUGGAUAUCAACCAGAUUUUUGUAUUAUUGGCAGUUGAGAUUCAAAAAUGAAUAAAGGAGUCCACUUCUUCCAUUUAGAUAUCCUUUCACUUGGAUCUCCCUGUCUCCUUAUUUUCCUAAUGAAUAGAAAUGAUUAUUACAAGCUGGGCAUGGUGGAUCACACCUGUAGUCCCAGCUACUGGGGAGGCUGAGGCGGGAGAAUGGCUUGAGGCCAGAGUUCAAGGAUCCAGAGGUGAUUGCUCAGUGAUGCUAAGCCUGGGCCACAGAGUGAGACCCUGUUUCUAAAUUUUUUUUUUUUAAUUUAAAGUAAAAAGAGAAAUGCUUCUUAUAACCACAAAAGGAAGUAAGAUACACACCUAUAAGUAAAAAUAAAUAAUUAAAAAAUACUUUCAGCAGCACAUGUAUUACAAUUGGAACAAUACAGAGAACAUUUGCAUGGUUCCUGCGCAAGGAUGACAUGCAGAUUCGUGAAGCAUUCCAUAUUAAAAACAAACAAACUUCCAGGCCCGGUGUGGUGGCUCAUUCCUGUAAUCCAAACGUUUUGGGAGGCCGAGGUGGGUGGAUCACUUGAGCCCAGGAGUUGGAGACCAGCCUGUGCAGCAUAGCGAAAUCUAAUCUCUACAGAAAGAUACAAAAAUUAGCCAAGUGUGGUGGUGCACGCCUGUAAUCCAAGGUACCUGGAAGGCUGAGCGGGGAGGAUUACUUGAGCCGGGAGUUUCAGUCUGGGUGACAGAGACAGACCGUUUAAAAAAAAAUUAAAAAAAUUUCUGGAAGAUGAAGUGACAAUACCUAGAAAAUACAUGUGAAUUAACCAAAAUUUACUGUAGGUAAAAAUGAAUUUAGCAAAGUUGGUUUCCUAAAUACAACCCAAAGUAGAGCUACAUGCUGUAAUAGUUCCAUCUACCUGACAUUUCUAGAAAAGGCAGAACUGUAGGGAGGGAAAAUAUCUGUGGUUGCGCAGGAGCUGAGGGUGGGAAGAGGGAAUUUACUACAAAGAGGCACGAAGAAACUUGUGGGGGCAGGGCUAUUUUGGUUUCUGUUAUGAUGAUGUGUAUGUAUACGUUUGUCAGAAUUCACAGAACGGCUCACUGAAGAAAGAUGGGGCCGGGUGCGGUGGCUCACGCCUGUAAUCCCAGCCCUUUGGGAGGCGGAGGCGGGUGGAUCACCAGGUCAGGAGAUUGAGACCAUCCUGGCCAACGUGGUGAAACCCCGACUCUACUAAAAAUACAAAAAUUAGCUGAGCAUGGUGGCAUGUGCCUGUAAUCUCAGGCUGUAAUUGGCAGGCCGAGGCAGGAGAAUCACUUAUACCCAGAAGGCGGAGGGUGCAGUGAGCCGAGAUCGCUCGCAGCAUUGCACUCCAGCCUAGCGACAGAGAGACUCCGUCUCAAAAAAAAAAAAAAAAAAAGGAAAGAUGGAUUUUACAGAAUGUGAAUUAUAUCUCAAUAAAUCUGACUUUAAAAAACAGAUCUAGAGGCAAGGUGCGGUGGUUAGCGCCUGUAAUCCCAGCACUUUGGGAGGUGGAGGCGGUGGAUCACCUGAGGUUGGGAGUUUGAGACCAGCCUGACCAACAUGGCGAAACCCCGUCUCUACAGAAAAUAAAAAAAAUUAAAAAAAAAAAAAAAAGCCAGGCGUGGUGGUGCAAGUCUGUAACCCCAGCUACUGGGGAGGUGGUUCGCGCCUGUAAUCCCAGCUACUCGGGAGAAUCGCUUGAACUCGGCUGGCGGCGGAGGUUGCGAUGAGCUGAGAUCGCGUCUUUGCACCCCAGCCUGGGCAACAAGAGUGAAGAGUGAAACUGUCUCAAAGAAACAAAAAACAAAGAAAACCAGAUGGAGAAAAGGUGAUUCCAUUCCCAAAAGGGGAGGGGGGAAGAUCAUUAUAUAGGUUAGUGUUCAUUUAAGUCAGAGUACGAGAUUUAUCCCUGAAAAUCACAGCGGAGGGAUUAAGCGGGAUGCUGGAGUGGGCCAGGCGGGUGGGAGCUGCCAGCCUGGGCGAGGCCUGGGCACUGGAGCUGGCUGCAGGAACCCGCCUUCUGGAGUCCCAGGCUGAGGAGACAGUGAGUGCCCGUCCCGCCCCGGGUCCCCACUGCAGACCUCCUACAGGCCCUCAGCCCCUUCCCUGGGCCCCCAGCCAGGCGGGAGCUCGAGCGCGAGCUCCUCCCCAGAGCUGCUUCUCGAUACCUUGGUCCUCCCCGCACCCCUGGACCCACUGCCUGCCCCUUGCUGGCCCCCUCUCACGUGCCUGUCCCUCAGCACCCUCUUCCUUUCAGCUACCAUUCCCUCUCCCGACAGUGGCUGCCCCCCGCGAGGACACUGAGAUCCAGAAGGACGUGCAGUCACAGCUGUUCUCCCUGCUCCUCACUCCACUGUCGACGCUGGGUCAGACCUACUACGGGCGGGUGCUGAAGAAAUCGGCAGACCUCCAGACCAAUGCCUGUGUCACCACAGCCAGGCCGGUCCCCAAGCACAUCCGGGAAGCCUUGCAAAAUGUACACGAAGAAAUAGCCCUAAGGUAUUAUGGCUGUGGUCUGGUGAUCCCUGAGCAUCUAGAAAACUGCUGGAUUUUGGAUCUGGGUAUCGGAAGUGGCAGAGAUUGCUAUGUACUUAGCCAGCUGGUUGGUGAAAAGGGACGUGUGACUGGAAUAGACAUGACUAAAGGCCAGGUGGAAGUGGCUGAAAAGUAUCUUGACUAUCACAUGGAAAAAUAUGGCUUCCAGUCAUCUCAUAUGACUUUUAUUCAUGGCUGCAUCGAGAAGUUGGGACAGGCUGGAAUCAAGAAUGAGAGCUAUGAUAUUAUUGUAUCAAACUGUGUUAUUAAUCUUGUGCCUGAACAAGUGCUGCAGGAGGCACACUGGGUGCUGAAGUAUGGUGGGGAGUUAUAUUUCAGUGACGUCUAUAUAAGCCUUGAACUGCCAGAAGAAAUCAGGACACACAAAGCUUUAUGGGGUGAGUGUCUGGGUGGUGCUUUGUACUGAAAGGAACUUGCUAUCCUUGCUCAAAAAAUUGGGUUCUGCCCUCCACAUUUGGUCACUGCCAAUCUCAUUUCAAUUCAAAACAAGGAACUGGAAAGAGUUAUCAGUGACUGUUGUUUUGUUUCUGCAACAUUUUGCCUCUUCAAAUGCUCUAAGACAGGACCAACCAGGAGAUGCCAAGUUAUUUACAAUGGAGGAAUUACAGGACACGAAAAAGAACUCAUGUUUGAUGCGAAUUUUACAUUUAAGGAAGGUGAAAUUGUUUAAGUGGAUGAAGAAAUGGCAGCUAUCUUGAAGAAUUAACGAUUUGCUCAAGAUUUUCUGAUCAGACCAAUUGGAGAGAUGUCAUCGUCUGGAGGCUGUUCUGCUUUAGAGUUAAAGGUUGUAAUCACAGAUCCAUUUAAGCUUGCAGAGGAGUCUGACAAUAUGAAGUCCAGAUGUGUCUCUGAUGCUGCUGGAGGCUUCUGUGGCACAAAGAAAAGCUGCUAAAUCCACAGCCAACCAGGGGACCACAGCAGUGAUUUGCAUGGUUUUUAACCUGCUUUUCCCCAUGGCAGAGACCAUAAGAAACAAUUAAUGGGGCUGGGCGCAGUGGCUCAUGCCUAUAAUCCCAGCACUUUGGGAGGCUGAGGCAGGCAGAUCACCUGAGGUCAGGAGUUUGAGACCAGCCUGGCCAACAUGGUGAAAUUCCAUCUCUACUAAAAAUACAAAAAAAUUAGCUGGGCAUGGUGGCGCACAUCAGUAGUCCCAACUACUUGGGAGGCUGAGGCAGGAAAAUCGCCUGAACCCAGGAAGUUGAGGCUAAAGUGAGUCAACAUCACACCGUUGUAGUCCAACCUGGUUGGCAGAGCAAGACUGUCUCAAAAGAAAAAACAACAACAAAUGGUAGAGAGCCACCAUAUUCCAAAUUAAUGAAAAAGAAAUGAAUUAUUUUUAGGAGGUAUUGAUUAAAGGUUCACAGCAAAUCAUAUGAAGACAAGUUAAGCAGACUUUUUUUCUAUUUCCUAAUUCAAAGUUCUGGUGCCACAUAGUGGUCAAAAAUGGAACAGAGAAGCUGUCUUAAGGCUUGUUCAUGAAGCAGGAAAGGCAUCAGAAGAAUAACAGUUGACAGAGGGACUCAGGAAAAGUAUCUUCCUUUUGAUCUUUUGCAUAGCACCUUUUGAACUUUUCACUACGUUUGCUUAUUAAACAAAGCUCCUACUAAUGCAAUCAUACUAAUCAUGCCAAAAGAUUGCCAAAUCAUGUUUGGUAGGAGAACUGUUGAGGUAGUUUUCAAACAAAUGCUUUUUUUUUUUUGAUAUGGAGUCUUGCUGCUCUGUCGCCCAGGCUGGAGUGCAGUGGCACAAUCUCGGCUAACUGCAACCUCUGCCUCCCAGGUUCAAGCAAUUCUCCUGCCUCAGCUUCCCGAGUAGCUGGGACUAUAGGCAUGUGCCACCAUGCUGGGCUAAUUUUUUGUAUUUUAGUAGAGAUGGGGUUUCACCAUGUUCACCAGGAUGGUCUCAAUCUCCUGACCUCAUGAUCCGCCCGCUCCAGCCUCCCAAAGUGCUGGGAUUAUAGGUGUGAGCCACCGAACCUAAACAAAUGCUAUUUUUUUUCUUUUUUUUUUGUAAUUGAAUUAAGAAAACAAAUGUAUCAUAGACAUUUUUGAACCCAGUGUCUCAAGGGAAUAAAUGAAUCAUAAAUAUCUUUGAAUCACAAAUAUCUCACCCUAAUGACUGAUGACAUAGUGAUUAUCUAUUGUAAAUUAUCCCAAAAGGAUCAGGAAUAGAGUUUGUUUUUUAAAAAGAGAGCUAAGAGAUGUAAAAAUGACCAGGUAUGGUGGUCUCAGGUGGUCCCAGACCUGUAGUCCCAGCUACUAGAGAGGCUGAGGUAAGAGGAUCGCUUGAGCCCAGGAGUUCCAGGCUGCAGUGAGCUAUGAUCAUACCACUGCACUCUAGUUGGGUGACAGAGCAAGACCCUGUCUCUAAAAAAUAAUAAAAAAAAUACUCUGGGCAUGAAGGCUUAUGCCUAAUCCCAGCACUUUGGGAGGCCAAGGUGGGUGGAUCACUUGAGGUCAGGAGUUUGAGACCAGCCUGGCCAACAUGGUGAGAUCCCAUCUCUACUAAAAAUUCAAAAUGUAGCUGGGUGUGAUGGUGUGUGCAUGUAAUCCCAGCUACGUGGGGGGCUGAGGCAUGAGAAUUGCUUGAACCCGGGAGGUGGAGGUUGCAGUGAGCCAAGAUUGUGCCACUGCACUUCAGGCUGGGCAACAGAGUGAGACUCUGUCACAGAAAGAGCAAAAGAAGGAGGGAGGGAGGGGAAAGAAAGAAAGAAAGAGAGAGAGAGAGGAAAGAAAGAAAGAAAGAAAGAAAGAAAGAGAAAGAAAAAGAAAAGGAAGGAGAAAGGAAGGAAGGAAAGAGUAAAAAUGGUAGGUUUUCUUUUUCUUUAUAAGGUGUCCUGGUUAAACUUUUAGCAAAGUGAUAGAUUUAGUUUUUCAAUAGUUAAAUAAUAAUAUGAAGAACAUUAAAGAAAGGUUCAAGGAUGGUAAAUAACUUGAAUUCCGUCUGUACUUGAAGACUUUAUUGGAGGACACAGAAAGUUAUAAGUCAUGGUCCUUAUCAUCAGGAACUGGAUAAUUUAGUUUUUAAAUAAUAAGCUUCAGGGUGGGCGUGGUGGCUCACACCUGUAAUCCCAGCACAUUGGGAGACCAAGCCAGGUAGAUUACUUGAGCUCAGGAGUUCAAGACCAGUCUGACCAAUAUGGUGAAAACUCAUCUCUACUAAAAAUACAAAAAUUAUCCAAGCACAGUGAUGGGCGCCUUUAAUCUCAGCUACUUGGGAGGCUGAAGCACAAGAAUUGCUUGAACCUGGGGGGUAGAGGUUGCAGUGACCAGAGAUCAUGCCACUGCACUCCAGGCUGGGCGAUGGAGGGAGACUCCAUCUCAAAAAUAAAAGAUAAAGAAAGAAUAAAGAAAUAGCCUUCAGCCAGUCAAGAGUUUUGAUACGAGAUCAACCAGUUGCCUUGGACUCCGUACAAAAAGGACCAGGGGCAUGGCAUUGUCCAGGGGAUUUUGGAUGAGGAGUCUGAGAAUUUUAAGGCAUGUAAAACAUUGGAACGGAUUCUAUAGGAUAGACUUCUGUUUUAAGAAAGUUGUUUAAAAUGGAGAAAUUCUUAGAUUUCUGAGUAGGUUCAGCUAUAGAGCCUAAUGUACUAUUACAGACAGAGGAAAGAACUAGGUAGUUAUUUUCUAAGCCCUAUUCACCUCUGUGACCUUGAUUUUAAACAUGCUUGCUUGGUUCUAGAGUUCCGUGUCUACCUAGUCGUGACCUACUUUAAUGUGAAAAUGGUACAUUACAUGUACAUUAAAUGGUACAGUUACAAUGGUACAGCUGGGAUAAGCAUACUUUGCUCUUCAUGAGCACAAGAUGGCCCUGCUCGAGAGGAAUUGAUUGAAAGGUGUUCUGUUGUCUGGGUGUGGUGGCUCAUGCCUGUAAUCCCAGCACUUUGGGAGGCCGAGGUAAGUGGAUCACUUGAGGCAAGGAGUUCAAGGCCAGCCUGGCCAACAUGGCAGAACCCUGUCUACUAAAAAUACAAAAAUUAGCCAGGCGUGGUGGCCAAGGCCUAUAAUCUCAGCUCCUGGGUGGCUGAGGCACAAGAAUUGCUUGAACCCAGGAGGUGGAGUGAGCCAAGAUCACAACAUUACACUCCAAUCUGGGUGGCAGAGCAAGACUCUGUCUCAGAAAAAACAAGGGGGGGGGUUGUUUAUUUGGUUUAUUAGGCUUUUCGGCAUUUAGAAGAGGGUAUUAAGUUUUUACUUGUCAUUCUGAACUCUCAGUUCCCCAAAAAGAUGUUGAGUAAUGAGAUUGGGCUGGGCAACUUUGCAAGACCCCAUCUCUAAAAAACAAAAUUUUUAUUUAUUUAUUUUUUAAAGAUGGAGUCUUGCUUGCUCUGUCACCCAGCCUGGAGUGCAGUGGCAUGAUCUCAGCUCACUGCAACCUCCACCUCCCAGGUUCAAGUGAUUCUCCUGCCUCAGCCUCCUGAGUAGCUGAGAUUACAGGCACGCACCACCAUACCUGGGUAAUUUUUGUAUUUUUAGUAGAGAUGGGGCUUCACCAUGUUGGCCAGGGUGGUCUCAAACUCCUGACCUCAUGAUCCACCUACCUUGGCCUCCCAAAGUUCUGGGAUUACAGGUGUGAGUCACUGUGCCCAGCCUAAAAAAUAAAAAUUAAAAAAAAAAUUAUGGAAGCCUGCAGAAGCUUUUCAGCUUACCAACUCAGGGAGGCCCAGCAGUAGCCUCAACAGGCUCCCCACCCCCACGUCCAGCCAUGCAUAGCUUAAAAAAUAACUUUGUGCCAAGACAGCCCCAGAGCCUGCUCCUCCUAUUGAUUCCCAGCCUUUACUUGGAUGGCUCCAAGGAAGCAUCUGAGGUAGUCACUCAUUCUGUCAUGUUAAGAUGGAAAUUAUAUUAAAUGAGUCUGGCAAGGCAUGGGAACCUGUCUAUCCUUUGUUUCAUUCAUUCACUAAAUAGUUAUUAUCCUCCUGUGUACCAGGCACUGUCCUAGGCACUGGUUGCUAAAAUGGAAUAUGAUGAAUCCCAUGGGCCAAGGGGACAGACACUGCUGAAUGUGUUUUCUCAACUUUGUUGGUACCUGUCCUGACUUCUGUGAUUUGCCAAAUUUCUUCAACCAGGCACCACAAUUUGGGUCCAAACAAAGGCUCUUUUGUAGACGCUGCCCCAAGAAUCAGUAGAGGGAGAUUGCACUAGGUUAAACAUGAACUCUUUUUGAGGUUACAGUGAGCUAUGAUCGUGCUACUGCACUCCAGCCUGGGGGACAGAGCAAGACCUUGUCUCUCAAAAAAAAAAAUUAUUUUGCAAAUAUGAAGCUGGAAUUAUACAAUCCUAACAAUAACCUAUGAUGAGCUUUACUGCUUCAUUCUAGUUCAACCGCUGACUUUGCAAUUCCUGAAAGCAUAACUCCCACUGAUGUUAAUGGGAGUGUUAGGUGACUGUAAGUUUUGGACUUAAUUUCCUCCUGCUGUGUAAGCCUUGCUUGUCUUGGACACAGAACCGUAACAGUUCCCUUCCCCAGUGGGAACGUGGUGGCCCCACCUUCCAUGUAGCAGGGCCAUGCUCCAGUGCAGUGCUCCAGGUGAAGGGAAGAUCAGGUUAGAACCAAAAUGUUCUGCCCUAAUAAUACUUCAUUGCCUCAUAUAGUAACACGAUGCCUCAUAAUACAUUCAUUGUCCAGAAGCCAAAGAAAGUAAAAAUGUAGACUGGCCAGUCAAUGAUGUUCUAGACACACUGUAGGCCAGACUUGGGUCUGGUAACUUUUUCUUUUUUUUAGAAAUGGGGUCUUGCUAGCUUGUCCAGGCGGGACUUGAACUUCUGGGCUCAAGUGAUCUUCCCACCUCAGCCUCCCAGGUAGCUGGGGCUGUAGCCGCAUGCCAGUGAGCUUAUUGCUGACUUUUAAACUAGGCUGAAAGCCACUAACCUUUUUCUCAUUGGUGGAGUGAAACCAAUGCAGGACACAGCAAGCAGGUAUUCUUUCAGUCCUGGCUUUUGCUGAACUAGUUAUUUGGCCAUAGGAACGUCAUUUCUCCACUUUGGGAUUCACUUUUCCUGUCUGUCAAAUGAAGGCAUUGAACUUGGAAGACUCUCAAGUUCCCUUCCAGAUGUAGAAACAGAUUUAUGGGUCCAGAUUCUAUAGAGGUCACAGUGUAUUUUACAAUCAGUUGCUUAUAUUUAUAAAUCAGAAAAUUCUGUAUAAAAUGUGAAUUUGGGCUGGGCAUGGUGGCUCAUGCCUGUAAUCCCAGCACUUUGGGAGGCCGAGGUGGGCAGAUCACCUGAGGUCAGGAGUUCGAAACCAGCCUGGCCAACGUGGUGAAAUCCCGUCUCUACUAAAAAUACAAAAAUUAGCCAUGUGUGGUGGUGCAGACCUAUAGUCCCAGCUACUUUGGAGGCUGAGGCAGGAGAAUCACUUGAACCCGGGAGGCGUAGGUUGCAGUGAGCUGAGAUCAUGCCACUGCAUUCCAGCUUGGAUGACAGAG
Messenger RNA from Callithrix jacchus (white-tufted-ear marmoset), 11346 nucleotides. NCBI's taxonomy places the organism in Eukaryota, Metazoa, Chordata, Mammalia, Primates, Cebidae. The record is from RefSeq and is a predicted model, not a curated record.